Molecule: messenger RNA, 434 nt
Organism: Fonticula alba
Lineage: Eukaryota; Rotosphaerida; Fonticulaceae
Exons: 3
Coding region: 88-399 (103 amino acids)
Source: RefSeq, a predicted model, not a curated record
CAGAGCUACUCCUCCCCGAUUGUGCCCUUUCGCACGGCUUGCCCGAGGUUGCCCCCUGUCCCCCGUGUCGUACCACCCCCUUCCACCAUGCUCCCUGUCAGAGGUCUGAAGCUCCCCCCGCGCCCGAAGAAGUCCGGGCGCCAGAUGAUCCUGACGACGGUCGGCAAGCUCGAGCGCGAUGCCACCCCCCUGGAGAUCUGUACCGAGCUGCUGAACGACCUGACCUCCUGCUUCAUGUAUCACCAGGACGAUCUGGACGUCUGCCUGCCGCAGCUGAACCUCUUCAACGACUGCAUGAACGGUGUGGCGAUGCUCCGCAAGCCCUCGCGCUAUGUUGGCAACCCCCUCAACUUCCACCUUAACCGUGUGUGGAACAACAACGAGCGGAAGAAGAAGUAGUCCGGUCUGGUGUGGCAUCCUUGCACUUGCCUCCC